This is a messenger RNA of Miscanthus lutarioriparius, 411 nucleotides long. NCBI's taxonomy places the organism in Eukaryota, Viridiplantae, Streptophyta, Magnoliopsida, Poales, Poaceae. The record is from the annotation of a GenBank genome assembly.
AUGGCGGCUCCCGGCGGCUGUGCGGCAUGGCUGUGUGGAGCCGGCGGAGGCUGCUGGAGGGCACCAGCAUCGGCGAUGGCAGGACCGCGCCCUACGGUAGGUGCCGAGGUGGAUAGUGCUGCGGCGGUGGUGGUCAAGUGGUGGUUGGCAGCACUGGGGCAACGGUGGCCGAGCAGGCAACAUGGUAUGCUGUGUGCCCGUGUGAUUGCGGAGGUCUUUAGGGGCGUUUUGCAGGGGUUGGCGGUAUUUGGUAUGGCAGCGAUUCGCGAGGAUCGGCACCACGGUGACUUGCUGGCCUGUUUGCCGUGGCAGCGACAUCCAGAUAGUGGCGGCUCCUGUGGACUUGUCACGGCGAUUGGCGUCGAUUUGCGACGUCCAGCUCGGCAUGCUACCUCUGUGGAUUUUCUGUGA